Messenger RNA from Caenorhabditis sp. 36 PRJEB53466, 6998 nucleotides. NCBI's taxonomy places the organism in Eukaryota, Metazoa, Nematoda, Chromadorea, Rhabditida, Rhabditidae. The record is from the annotation of a GenBank genome assembly.
AUGCAGCUGCUGCAUUUCUCUCCCUAUUUUUUUUACUUUUUUGAAACUUUAAAAAAAAAUCACCGAAAACUCCACUGUAAGUUAAUUUCUUUACCGUUCUUAUCGAAAGCUUAUCGCGCUCCCCUUCACGUUGAAUCUUUUCGUACAUUUACAAACCAACAAACCGACCAACAACUCGUGUUUCUUUUGUUUCUUUCGCAUAGGCCUUCCCUUGCCGUGCCUGAUACCCUCCGCUCUCCCGGUCGGCACGCUCUCUCGCUGAGGCCCUGCGCGUCAGGCAUGUUGCAUCAUCUCGUGUAAGCUCGGAGUAUAAAAGGCGCGAGACGGGCCUAUUUGCCUCACUUCAGUGCCUGCACUCCGACGUCCGACCUCUUCUUGGACCACGAUGACCACCGAACUGGAGUUGCCAUGCGAUCUAUGGGAAAAAAUCUCGUACACGCUUGCCGAUCAUCCGCCUUCGUUGUGCAUUCUUUCCAAGACGUCUCCGAAGCUUCGCGAGCUAGUUCGCUUUGUCAUCGGACACUAUGAGGUGAGAAAGUUCCUGCUUUUUUCUAUACGAUUUCUCGGUCCAAUCUCUUAACUUCUAGAAGUUUUUCGUUCGAGUUGCAGCCAUUCUCAAACGACUCGCUAACACUGAUUUGAAAUCGAGAUGUUAGUAGGCGUUGUGGGAAGGGCGGCGAUGACGAACAUUUUUCCUAUUGGGCCGAUAGCCUUGUCUUCAACUCUGACUUACAAAAAAGAGAAUUAACUUUGGUUUUCAGGCUCAUCUACAUGUCACCUUCCCGAAAGACGAGUGCCCUUGCAAAGCGGAGAAGAGUUCGACCGACAAGGUGCAUUUCGAGAUGAUUCUCAACCGAAAAGGAAGAUUCCGCCGUGGAAAGUAGGUUUAUUCCCAAUCUCAUGAUCUUCGUUCUCUCCCAUUUGGCCGAUUCGUUUAGGCCUUUCGCGAGAUGACGAAAUGUCGAGGCGGACAAAGAAAGGCCCGGAGAUCGAGUAACAGAGAAAAAAGAAAACAUUUGCAGGGCCCACUGCCACUCGAUCUUCACGUGCACCAAAAGCCGAUUGGAGCUAGCGAUUGAUGACCUUCUCGAGCUCUUCGCCGAUGAACUCCUCACUCUGCGCUUCAAUAACUUCCCGGAGGAUUCUCAUGCCUUCACCGUCUUCAACAAGUAUUCGCUUCCGAAGUGCGAAGACAUCUGCUUCAAUGGCUCACUUCCGAUGCACAAUGGCGUCUACGAUCUGUUCGAAUCAUGCCGAAACACCAAGCGGCUCGUCAUCAGCAAUCCCGCCGAAAGCACCGACUUCACGCGUUUCUGGCCAAUGCUCAAAGGCAGCCGUGUCGAGAACUUGGAUCUGAUGGUAAUAAUCGCUGAUUUUUAGUAUUUUAAAACAACCAUUUAAUUUUUGGGACAUCGCGUCAUUCCGCCACUCGUCCACGAGAGAAUUCAAGCUGCCGCCAAGUUUGAAACAACUCUUCUUCUGCCCAAAGCAAGAAGUCGAAUGCAAGCACACUGAGAACCUUGCCACACUUAUGUAUUCAGGCAAUUGGCGCAAAGUUUAUGUAAGUUCAGAAUUUGUCUUCGACUGAAACUUGUAUUUCGUCUUCAGAUUCACUCGGAAAGCGCUCUCCAUUCUAUUAACUCGAGUUUGUACAAACCGAUCAAAACAAUCACCGAGUUCUGCUAUUCGUCAAAGUCGUUCACUGUCGAUUACGUGAUGAGGUUCCUGAAGAAGUGCGAGAACGUCAACUACUUCAACUGGUUCGGUCUUCACUCGUGUGUCGCCCCAAUCGUCAUUGCUCGGCUUCUAGUGGAUGUUCCACGCAACAUCGUGUUCAGCGGAUGUGUUCCCUGCAAAAGUGGAGAAACCGUCGGCAACGGCGGAUUCAUGGAAGUCGGUAACCGAGUGCCAGUCGUGCAAGUCUCAAAACUUUUGGAGCGCGAGGAGUUCCGUGCUCAGUUCGGAAAAACGUUGGCGGACGCAGUGCUUUUCGAACGGUCAUUUAAAUCGGGAUCGGUCAUGUAUCUUCAGAAAAAGGAUUCAGUGUGCGGCCCAAACUGCCUUGACAUUCAUGAGAUCUCUCAAAAAGCAGGAAUUUUUCUGUGAGCAUCUAUAUAAUAAUCUCCAUGGAAUUCAGUUCAAAUCCUAAUUGCUUUCAAAUUGUCGCAUUUCGUGUUCGCAUUUUUCACAAGUCGCCUACUUCCUUUAAUUCUCUGUUUAUCCAUUUCUUUAAGACCGCGUAAUAAUUGUUCAAAUUGUACAACUGCAAGUGUAUAAUGUACAUAAACUUUGAUUUUGGCUCGUGUUCACAUUUUUCUUCAUCUAUUUUCCGUCUUAUCGUGUUUUCCAUAGAUAGGCAUAGAUCGAUCUAGACUCUAGCCUAGAAAGCCAAGAGAACGCUGAGGAACUGAAGGUUCACAGACAUAUCAUACACCCAGAACUCAACUCCUAAUAAUAAUAAACGUGAUGUCAGAAAACAAACGACCAGGACAGUCGUCUCUUUCGAAAUCUAUACUUCUAUGAUUAACACUCGCUCCAACUGAUAACAACCAUUAGCAAUACUCUUGGGUAUUGCUCCACGUGAAACCCAAAAUUAUUGGGCGAGCGAGAACUAAUCCAUCUGCUCGCCUGCUCCGACGAGAAUCAAAAUGCUAUUUCUCCUUACCCGAGCAGGGCGCUCUUUCCGCCAUUUUCCUUUUCAACCCGCUCUCGUUUGAUUAGCUUUUUCUCUUGCUUCACCGUCUUCUCGUCUUUCAUAAUGUUCACUUCUGAGUAAAAAAUUUUUUUCGAUGUUUUCAUUCUUGUCUUUUAUUCAGAAUAUAAAUAUGAAUCUAGCAAUUAGUACUACUAGGCUAGUAGUACUAAUUGCUUCUAGCGAUGCUAUCAACAGUUUGCUUCAAAAACGGGCUUGUUUUUUUUAACGUAAAAAACUAGUCGACGGAUUUUUCAACGGUUUUUUUUCCGAAUCCGUAAACAAAUGCAGUAAUGGUAGAAUACAGAGAGCAGAGCCAUAAAAUUGUUGUUGAAAAGUACCUCAACUGAGGCGGAAAAAUGCGGCUGGCCUAACUUUUCUAUAAUUUAGAAAGCUAGUCCCCUCAGUCCCUCACCUUUUUUCGUCAUAAUUUUAGCCGGAAAAUUUGUUUUCGCGCCAAAAUUACUGAAUUUCAACUUCAAUAAGUUCCAGAGAAAGGGAAUGUCUUUACCGUUGCUCUCAAAAUCGCAUAUAAAUAUCCUGCGGCCAGCGCUCGUUCAAAUCACCAAACGACCGCUUUCCAGCAGAAGCUUCACGCACAUUCUCAGGUUAGCCAGUCUUCUCGUUCCUUCUCGUCUUUCUUUGAACUCCUCACACGAUCCCGAUCUCUUCGUUCUUUUCCUUCGUAUUCUCUUUGAAAAUUCGCCUCCUCGCAGUGUUCCUGGUUGGGCAAAUAAAUACGUGUACUGAAUUAAUUUCAACCACGUUUCAGAAUAAGGCCACCCUUUUCUCCAAUUCGGCUACGACUAGUUCGCAACAUAUCUAAUUCGAAUUCGCUGCCAAAAAUGACAGAGAACGGGAAAAAUAUUGUGCUGAAGCGGUACGAUUCUAUUGUGAAAGGAGCUCAGGAUACGAGAGAGGUAAGCAUUCCCAUUUUUCAACAAAGCAUUUUAAUUUAUAGUAUCGCGGUCUCGAAUUGACGAAUGGCCUUCGAAUUCUACUCGUCUCAGACCCGACGACAGACAAAUCGGCGGCCUCCAUUGACGUGAAAGUCGGUCAUCUCAUGGAUCCGUGGGAGCUCCCAGGGCUCGCUCAUUUCUGUGAGCACAUGCUGUUUCUAGGCACCGCCAAGUAUCCCUCGGAGAACGAGUACUCUAAAUUCUUGUCGGCUCACGCUGGAAGCUCCAAUGCUUUCACUUCCACCGACCACACCAACUACCAUUUUGAUGUUAAGCCCGAGGAACUCCCCGGAGCUCUCGAUCGCUUCGUUCAGUUCUUCUUGGCUCCUCAGUUUACUGAAAGUGCUACAGAGCGCGAAGUGUGUGCUGUGGAUUCGGAGCACUCGAACAAUCUGAACAAUGACAUGUGGCGUUUCGUGCAAGUGGAUCGUUCGCGCUCGAAACCAGGACAUGACUACGGAAAAUUCGGAACUGGAAACAAGCAGACACUGCUUGUGGACGCUCGGAAGAAUGGAAUUGAGCCACGUGAUGCUCUCCUGAAUUUCCAUAAAAAGUGGUAUAGCUCUGAUAUGUGCGUUUUCGCUAUAGUCGAUAGAUUCUUCCGAAUGAGUACUUUCUUUCAGAAUGUCCUGCUGUAUCAUUGGUAAAGAGCCACUCGACGAUCUGGAGAGAUAUCUCGGAACUUUUGAGUUCGACGCUAUCGAAAAUAAGAAAGUGUCGAGAAAAACGUGGUCCGAGCAUCCAUACGGCCCGGAGCAACUUGGAAAAAAGGUGGAAGCGGUGCCAAUCAAGGACACCAGAAUGCUAACCAUAACUUUCCCGUUCCCCGAUCUUAAUGGAGACUAUCAGUCACAACCUGGACAUUACAUAAGUACGUUCUACUGACUCCUUAAACGCAUUAUUAACACAUUUCAGCGCACUUGCUUGGUCAUGAAGGAUCUGGAUCGCUGCUCUCGGAGCUCAAAAGACUCGGAUGGGUGAGCUCUCUGCAAGCAGGAAAUCAUACCCAGGCCGCUGGAUUUGGAGUGUUCGACGUUUCGAUGGACUUGAGCACAGAAGGACUCGAUCAUGUUGAAGACAUCGUUCAGCUCGUUUUCAACUAUAUCGGUCUGCUCCAAUCGACUGGUCCACAGAAGUGGGUUUUUGAAGAGCUCGCCGAGCUGAGCUCUGUCAAGUUCCUCUUCAAAGACAAGGAGACUCCGAUAAAUAUGGCUACGAAUGUAGCCUCCAGUCUGCAAUAUAUUCCAUUCGAUGAUAUUCUUUCGUCGAAAUACUUGCUGACUAAGUACGAUCCGGAUCAAAUCAAGCAGCUGCUAGCCACGCUCACCCCUAAGAACAUGUCAUAUCGUGUUGUCUCUCAGAAGUUCAAGGGACAAGACGGAAACACCACAGAGCCAGUCUACGGAACUGAAAUUCGCGUGACCGACAUUGACAAGGAUGUGAUGAACAAAUUUGAAAAGGCGUUGAAAACUAAUAAUCCAGCUCUGCGUCUCCCUGAAAAGAACGAAUACAUUGCAACGAAGUUCGAGCAAAAGCCACGUGAAGCGAUGAAAAGCGAACAUCCGAGACUGAUCAACGACGACGGAUGGAGCCGUGUGUGGUUCAAGCAGGACGACGAGUACAAGAUGCCGAAACAGGAGACCAAACUAGCGCUGACAACUCCGAUUGUUGCUCAGAACCCUCGAAAUUCGUUGCUAUCAAGCCUAUGGCUGUGGUGCCUCAGCGUUAGUUUCUUCUUCUAUAAUUGCGCAUUUAGUUCAAUUGUUGUAGGAUACUCUCGCUGAGGAAACCUACAAUGCCGACUUGGCUGGGCUCAAAUGCCAGCUCGAGUCGAGUCCGUUUGGUGUGCAAUUGAGGGUAAGCCGCCGAGAGACCGAACGACACGCCUCAUUCACCAUGCAUGUUUGUGUUUUGUCAAUUGUUUUCGACCCACUAAUCACGCACAUACGCACUUCUUGUCUUAACAUAUUGUGUACUGUUCCAAUUUAACCUCGUUUGUUUUGGGCACUCCAUAUUGUCUUCUCCUCGUUCUCUUCAAUUUAAACUGAAACCAUUCAGGUUUAUGGAUACGACGAAAAACAGGCGCUGUUCGUGAAACAUCUGACAAAUCGGAUGACCAAUUUCAAAAUCGAUAAGACUAGGUUCGAUGUGCUCUUCGAGUCGCUGAAGAGAGCUCUGACGAAUCACGCCUUUUCGCAACCGUACACUCUCACUCAACACUACACUCAAUUGUUAGUUCUCGACAAAGUCUGGAGCAAAGAGCAGCUUCUGGCGGUUUGUGACAGUGUUACUUUGGAAGAUGUGCAAGGAUUCGCGAAGGAGAUGCUCGAAUCGUUCUAUUUGGAACUUUUUGUGCACGGAAACUCAACCGAAAAAGAAGCCCUUCAGCUCUCAAAGGACAUCACGAACAUUCUGAAAUCUGUCAAUCCAAAAUGUCGCCCGUUGUAUUGGAAUGAACACAGUCCGCGUCGAGAGAUUCAGCUCAACGAUGGAGACGAGUUUGUCUACAGGCAUCUCCAGAAAACUCACGACGUCGGAUGCGUUGAGGUGAUGUACCAGAUUGGAGUGCAGAACACUCGUGAUAAUGCUCUUGUCGGGCUCAUCGAUCAACUUAUUCGCGAACCAGCGUUCAAUACGCUGCGCACCACUGAAUCGCUAGGUAAUUAAGAUUUACGUUCCUAAAUUUAAACGUUCACUUUCUCAGGAUACAUCGUGUGGACAGGCUCUCGACUCUCAGCUGGAACUGUCGCUUUGAAUGUCAUCGUUCAGGGCCCAAAAAGUGUUGAUCACGUGCUAGAACGCAUUGAAGCUUUCCUGGAAAGUGUGCGCAAGGAGAUUGUAGACAUGCCGGCUGAUGAAUUCAACAAACAAGUCGCCGCAAUGAUCACUCGUCUCGAGGAGAAACCGAAGACGCUGAGCAGCAGAUUCCGUCGCUUCUGGAACGAGAUCGAGUGCCGUCAGUACAACUUUUCACGACGUGAAAAUGAGGUGGAAGUGCUGAAAAAAAUCAAGAAAGAGGAUAUUCUCGAUUUGUUCGACAAGUAGGCGUUUCGCUCCUGAAAUUGCUCCUUCACAUAUUUUCUUUCAGAAAAAUCCGUAAGAACGCUGCUGAGAGACGUAAGCUGGCUGUAUUCGUGCACGGAAAGAACGAGGACAAGGUCGUCGUCGACGAGACAAUCAAGAAGAACUCGGAAAUGGGCAAGAAGGAGAAAGAGGUGCAACACGUACAGCAACUUCGUCAAUAUCUGCCGUUCUACGGACGACCGAUGCCCUCAAUUGAGUUGAAACCAAUAGGAAUGGAUCCACUGCAAAGCCAAGCGGAGCCGACGCCCGCUUCCAAAUACUAA